GCACAUCACAUUACGUUUAGUGAUUUUUGUCAUCUACGUGCCAUCAGUUAUUCAUGGUGGCAUGCCUCCUCCUUCUCCUCCUCCUACUCCUCCUUCUACCUCUGCUCUUUACACAGAUUCAACUACGAAUCCUCCUACAACUACUACUCCUACUCCUGUUCCUAAUAUUGCUCCAAAACCUACUCCUAACAGGGUUUGCACUGGACCAAAACAAAUACACAUAGAGGAGUUGGUUGAAGCAAGACGUUCCGGCAGAUAUCCAACUGCAUCUAUAAGAAGAGCUAUAUUUAAGUCCCGAAGAAGGAACAGACACGAUCUUCAUUUUGCUAGAGGUCAUGGACACGGUUUUUGUGAAACAUACAGACACAAAACUGCUGAUGUAAAACCUGUUGACAAAUCAUCUGUUUCACCUAGACCUGUUCCUUUCUGGCUUGAUACGUGCCCAAAAUACACAAAGUACUUUUACUUUCCAAAAACCAUCGUAUACAAAGGACAAACAUGCUGGAUGCUUUCUCCAUGGUAUCGUCUACGUUGUCCCUACACUGCCUGCACAUCUAGGGGUUGUCAAGGAGUAAAGGAAGCAUAUUCAGGAAUCACUGCCUGCAGACAGAGUACAUGGAGGUCAUAUUAUUAUUAUAUUUGGUGCUCAAGGUCCGGUUUAGUGCGAAGACGUAUCCGAUUGCCGCAAUGUUGUUCAUGUAUGCGACUGAGAUGCCCUUAGUUCCAAGCAAUGGCUACUCCGCUAUAAACACCAACAGACAGAUAUCUUUCAAAUAUAG
Mytilus trossulus (common blue mussel) is the source of this 779-nucleotide messenger RNA. RefSeq lists its product as uncharacterized. NCBI's taxonomy places the organism in Eukaryota, Metazoa, Mollusca, Bivalvia, Mytilida, Mytilidae. The transcript has 4 exons. The record is from RefSeq and is a predicted model, not a curated record. Bases 62 to 721 code for a protein of 219 amino acids.